Molecule: messenger RNA, 2381 nt
Organism: Phragmites australis (common reed)
Lineage: Eukaryota; Viridiplantae; Streptophyta; Magnoliopsida; Poales; Poaceae
Product: proline-rich receptor-like protein kinase PERK4
Exons: 3
Coding region: 306-2000 (564 amino acids)
Biological process (GO): protein phosphorylation
Molecular function (GO): ATP binding; protein kinase activity
Source: RefSeq, a predicted model, not a curated record
UACACUUGAUAAAAUCAAAAUGUGACCACUUCAUCUUGUAACGUUGCAACAAAUUCCUUUUACUCCCUGUUGCUCCUUUGCAAGAAUUUUGAGAUGCAACACAACCUUCUUGUGCUGGUUCUUUAAUUAAUUCUUAACAUUUCCUCUCAAUUUCUUCUUGCAGGGGUUCGCAGCACAAGAGUUUUAGCUAAAAUUGUUAGCCAUUAACGUAACAUAUAUAAUAUAGCCCUCUCAAGGUCAAGGAGUGGAGUUGUCUCCAUUUACAGGAAGAGCUCCAUCCUCUCUUCGCCGGAACCAACCAAUAAAUGGCCUCCGCCCCAAAGUCCUCGCCGCCAUCGUCAACCUCACCACCACCCUCACAAGCGUCGACCUCACCACCAAAAUCAUCUACGGACUCACCAUCACCGCCAAAGGGUGAAUCGUCCUCAUCAAAGUCGUCACCCUCACCACCGCCGCCACCACCAAGAAAAAGUGCUGGUUCCGGGAAUAGUGGCAGCUCCAACUCCAAAGAUGGGCAGAAGAAGUCACCAUCGUCAAAUUCUUCUUCGGAAGAUCAUACGGGGGCGGUCAUCGCCGGCAUAGUGAUCGGAGUGGUGGGGUUCGCCGUGUUGAUGGCCGUCGUGGCGUGUGUGUGCUGCUCCAAGAAGAAGAAGAAACGGCCACCCCCAAUGAACAUGCCCUUCUACACCGAUGAGAAAGGCAACGUGUACUACCCGAACCCCGGUCUUCCGCCCAUGUGGCAACAGUAUGGCAGCAAUGGCAGCAUCCCUCCUCCAGCAGGGGCAGGGUGGCACCAGCACGGCGGCGGGAACCCGUUGUCGCCACCGCCAGGCUCGACGGCGGCGCCCCUGAGCGGAGAGAUGGGUGUCCCUUACUCGUCCGGCCCCCACGGCCCUCCCCUCCCACCUCCAUCGCCGAACGUGGCGCUCGGGUUCUCCAAGAGCUCCUUCUCGUACGAGGAGCUCGCGGCGGCGACGUCGGGGUUCUCGUCGGCGAACAUGCUGGGGCAGGGCGGGUUCGGGUACGUGUACAAGGGCGUGCUCGCCGGCAGCGGGAAGGAGGUGGCGGUGAAGCAGCUCAAGUCCGGCAGCGGGCAGGGGGAGCGCGAGUUCCAGGCGGAGGUGGAGAUCAUCAGCCGUGUCCACCACCGUCACUUGGUGUCGCUCGUCGGCUACUGCAUCGCCGGCAACCAGCGCAUGCUCGUCUACGAGUUCGUGGCCAACAACACGCUGGAGCACCAUUUGUACGGCAAGGGCGUCCCCGUCAUGGACUGGCCCACCCGCAUGAAGAUCGCUCUCGGCUCCGCCAAGGGUCUCGCCUACCUCCACGAAGAUUGCCAUCCUCGGAUCAUCCACCGCGACAUCAAGGCGGCCAACAUCCUGCUGGACAACAACUUCGAGGCCAUGGUGGCGGACUUCGGGCUGGCGAAGCUGACAACGGACACCAACACGCACGUGUCGACGCGCGUGAUGGGCACCUUCGGGUACCUGGCGCCGGAGUACGCGUCGAGCGGGAAGCUGACGGACCGGUCGGACGUCUUCUCCUUCGGCGUCAUGCUGCUGGAGCUCAUCACCGGCCGCCGGCCCAUCGACACCACCAACUUCACGGAGGACACCCUCGUGGACUGGGCGCGCCCGCUGCUGGGCCGCGCGCUGGCAGGCGAGACGGGCUUCGGCGAGCUCGUCGACGAGCGGCUGGAAGGCGACUACUCGGCCGUGGAGGUGGAGCGCAUGGCGGCCUGCGCUGCCGCCAGCACCCGGCACUCGGCCAGGCGCCGGCCCAAGAUGAGCCAGAUCGUGCGCGCGCUGGAGGGCGACGCGUCGCUGGAGGACCUUCACCAGGACGGCGUCAAGCCAGGGCAGAGCGUGCUCUUCUCCGGCGGCGGCUCCGACAACAUCUCCCGCCUCCGACAGCUCGCCUUCGACAGCGGCGACUACGACCACUACACCACGGACUACAGCACCGACUCCUCCACCGGCCGGCCGCCGCGCAGGCCAUAAUCAACUAACUUAAGUCUACUACAUUUAUUACGCAUAUAUGUAUGUAAUUAUGUAUACAUAUACAUACUUGAUCGUUACGAAAGGAGAGGGAGAGAGCUCUUAAGUGUAUCUGUCGUAAGACAUGAUCGAGAUGAUCAGGAAGCAGCUGGUCGAUGAUUAUUCAUCGUGUUCUUGGGUUUGUUAUGCACAAAUGGAUUCUACUCUACUGGAUCGAUGGUCAUAUAUGCAGAACGGAGGAGCAUCUGUCACCCUUUCCCAUUUCCUUUUGUAAACCACACCUCCUACAUCUCAGGUGCAUGAGAUUUCAGGUGCCCAUGUGAACACGCCGCUGCCAACUUAAGGAAGGGGGUUUUCCGAUGCUGGAUUUAGAGGGAGGCUAGG